Ostreococcus lucimarinus CCE9901 is the source of this 1512-nucleotide messenger RNA. RefSeq lists its product with no specific name. Gene Ontology annotation, molecular function: succinate-semialdehyde dehydrogenase (NAD+) activity. The record is from RefSeq and is a predicted model, not a curated record. The transcript has a single exon. Bases 1 to 1512 code for a protein of 503 amino acids. Lineage: Eukaryota; Viridiplantae; Chlorophyta; Mamiellophyceae; Mamiellales; Bathycoccaceae.
AUGUCGACCGCCGGUGAAGACGACGACGCGCGUCGAAGCGCGCUCGCCGCGGCGCUGAAACUGCGAAACGCAAAUUUGCUUCGUUUCGCGGGCGCGAGCGCGACGGACGCGUCGCGAGGCGCGUCGCGCGCGAGCGAAACGUUCGAGGUGAAGAACCCGGCUACAAACGCGACGCUCGCGACGGUGCUCUCCACGCCGCGCGCCGCGAUUUCCGACGUCUUGAGGCGAAGCGAAGACGCACAGAAAGUGUGGGCGACGGAAUUCAGCGCGCACGCGCGAGGAAAGGUGAUCAGACGAUGGUUUGAGCUCGUCGAGGCGAACGCCGAGGACUUGGCGAGAAUCAUGACGGCGGAACAAGGCAAACCUUUGAUAGAGUCCCGGGGAGAGGUGGCGUACGCGGCAUCGUUUUUAGAGUGGUUCGCGGAAGAGGGGAAGCGCGUGUACGGUGAUGUCGUGCCUUCGUCGUCGACGGGGACGAGAAUCAUGGUUGUGAAGCAACCAGUCGGCGUGACGGCGGCGAUUACACCGUGGAAUUUUCCUUUGGCGAUGAUCACGAGGAAAGCUGGUGCGGCGCUCGCGGCGGGGUGUUCGAUGGUCGUCAAGCCGAGUGAAGAAACGCCGCUGAGCGCGUUUGCGCUCGGGGUGCUCGCGGAGCAAGCUGGGUGCCCGGAUGGUGUUUUACAAUUCAUCGUGGGCGAUCCGAGCGCGAUAGGCGCGGCGCUGUGCGAGUCUCCCGUCGUUCGAAAAAUUACCUUCACCGGAAGCACGCGCGUGGGAAAGUUAUUGAUGAAGCAGAGUGCGGACACCGUGAAGCGCGUAAGCAUGGAGUUGGGUGGUAACGCGCCGUUUGUGGUGUGCGCCGACGCCGACGUGGACGCCGCCGUUCAGGGCGCGAUGGCGAGCAAGUUUCGUAACGCGGGUCAAACGUGCGUAUGCGCGCAACGUUUCAUCGUGCACGCGUCCGUGGAGGCUGAAUUCGUGCAAAAGCUCGCGGACGCUGCGAGCGCGCUCGUUAUGGGCGAUGGCUUGGAAAAUGAAGACGCCACGCAAGGCCCGUUGAUCAACGCCGCGCACGCCGAAAAAGUCGAUUCGCACGUUCGCGACGCGAUGAGCAAAGGCGCGGUGUGUCACACCGGUGGCAAGCGCGCGCACGGUAGCUUUUAUGAACCGACCGUGUUGUCCAAGUGCACGGAAGACAUGCUGGUGAUGCGCGAAGAAACGUUCGGACCUGUCGCCGCGGUGACGACGUUCGUCGACGACGCCGAAGCCAUUCGCAUCGCCAACGCCACCACCGCCGGUUUAGCGUCGUACGUGUACACCUCUGACGUCAAGCGUACGUUUUACUUUAGCGAAAAGCUUGACUUUGGUAUCGUGGGCGUGAACACGGGCGCCAUAUCCACCGCCCAAGCUCCGUUCGGCGGGACGAAGGAGAGCGGGAUCGGUCGCGAGGGCGGCAAGGACGGCGUUCACGAGUACGUCGAGCAGAAAUACGUCUGCGUCGGCGGCCUUUAG